Molecule: messenger RNA, 1356 nt
Organism: Fusarium coffeatum
Lineage: Eukaryota; Fungi; Ascomycota; Sordariomycetes; Hypocreales; Nectriaceae
Exons: 3
Coding region: 1-1356 (451 amino acids)
Source: RefSeq, a predicted model, not a curated record
AUGAAGACUACUACCGCUCUUUUAACUCUCGCCGCAGUGGCGGAGAGCACUCCUUUAUUUUCCAAGCGCCACACCGACGAUGUCUUCGAAAGCAAGGAAAAGAUGUGCAAAGGUUGGGAUUUGAGAACGGCCGAAGGUGUCGACAAACUCUGGACCGAGACAGACGCUGGUAUCGAUCUUGAGCUGUUCAUCAACAUUCAUCCCGAGCACCAGAACAAUUGGCUCAAGAACCUCGAAGACCGUGUCAUGGGAGGUACAGACGGAAAGUCUGGAGCCGCCGGCUGUGCAGUCAUUGGAGGUAACUGCAACCCCAUGGGCGGAAUCGGUUGUGAGAAGCAGUUCGAGAAAUAUGGCACUACGUUUGUCAACAAGAAUUCGUAUUGGGUUUUUCAAUCAGUCAAAGGCAUGCACGGCAAAUUCGCUGAGUUGCAUCGCCAGUUGACCACUGAGACCCUUGUCAGCGGCCUCAAGAUUCCUAACAUGGUUGAUGAAUUUGAAGGAAAGGAGAAUAAGCCAGAUAACAUGAAGGGAUGGUUGUCUGCGGCUGCUACGAUGGGCAAUGCCCUUGGUGGUCUUGUCCCUGGAGGCUCUCAAAUCUCUGCUGGCCUUGGCCUUAUGGCUGGUCUCAUGUCCGGUCUCUCACUCAGCGACGACGAGGACAACGGUGCUGCUACUGUCUCAGCUGGUCUCGCUGACCUCUUCAAAGCUGCUUCAGUCCAGCUUGAAGACACCCUCCGGAUUGCCACCGGCGGCGGUCGGAACGAAGACGAGUACAACUCUCUUCCCGCUCCCAAAUGGGACACGUACCAAACCAAGAUCGCCAAGCUCUUCAACGGCGGUUGGUUCCUUCUCGAUGAUGACGUCGAGGCUGUUCGAGUAACUCUGGGCUCUAUCACCAACAACAUCCAGAAGAAGGUCGCCAACGAUGUCAUGAAGUCCUCCCACCUUUACCUCGUUGCCGAUAAACUCGGUGGCAAAGACUCACGCGAAAAGUGCGGUUUCUCGAAGGGUCGACAAUGGCUACCUCUUCGUGACGGCGAGGAAUACUGCUGGUACAUCAUGCGCAACGACCCCAAGGCCACUGCUGAGGGUGCUUGGCGCGAAGUGAAGCCUGAUAUCUACGACAAGAUGGCUUCGUAUGGUCUCGGUGAUCGUGAGACUUACUACAAAGCUCUUAUUGAUUGUGCUCUGAACGGCGAUAACAAGGUCCAAACCGACAAGCUUGUUCAGGGUGAAAUUCCGAGAUGCUUCUUUAAUAUGCCUGCUGUUUUUGUUACUCAUAACUCUGAGCAUGGCUGUGGAAGUCCUUUUGAUAACCACAAGUGUGACUACCGCAAGAGCACUCCUCUCAAAUAA